Molecule: messenger RNA, 5592 nt
Organism: Oncorhynchus keta (chum salmon)
Lineage: Eukaryota; Metazoa; Chordata; Actinopteri; Salmoniformes; Salmonidae
Product: protein phosphatase 1E-like
Exons: 7
Coding region: 247-2094 (615 amino acids)
Biological process (GO): protein dephosphorylation; negative regulation of protein kinase activity
Molecular function (GO): protein serine/threonine phosphatase activity; cation binding
Source: RefSeq, a predicted model, not a curated record
GGCGACUCUCUUGUACGUGCGCGUUCCCAAACCUGACGCUUCCUCCCUUUUAUAAAAAAUAAAAAAAAUCCUCCCCUUUCCUAUAUGUUAUCAUCAUCCACCCACCCUCUUCUGUGAAAGAGCGAAAGCCUUGUUUACGCGCGCGCGUUCCCAACAGGCACCAGUGGGGAGCUGUCCAGCCAGCGAUUUGAAGUAGUCUUCUUGCCCGGAUACUGCUGUCUCUUGUCUGUCCAGGAAUGAGAAGUGAUGGCCGGCUCUGCAGCAGAGGAGAAAACCUUCCGAAGGUUCUUGGAGCUCUUCCUCCGAGAGAUGAGGCCACCACUUCAGGAGAACGACCCUGUCCCAAUGCGCCCUUUAUCGGACCUCACCUCGGCGGACGAAGUGGAAGGGGAAUGCCUCGAUAUGUGUCUUCAGCACCUGUGCAAAUAUAACUGCCCCUUCUCCCUGGCGGCUGCCCUGGCACGGUCUACAGCAGACAGUGUUCUGCAGAGUGACCUCUCCAUCUACCACAUCCAGAAGACUGUUGAGGAUGGAGUAGACCCUUUCCCCCAGAUUGAGUCGGUGGCAUUUGCCAGGCUCAUUUUCAACAAACUGUGUGAAACAUGCUGCCUGUGGCUGAAAGACUUCCCUUACCGCCGCCGCCCUCAGCCCUACUACGAGACUUCCAUCCACGCCAUCAAAAACAUGCGCCGCAAGAUGGAGGACAAACAUAUCGUCAUCCCCGACUUCAACACUCUCUUCAACAUACAGGACCAGGAGGAGCAGGCCUUCUUCGCUGUGUUCGAUGGCCACGGGGGCGUGGACGCUGCCAUCUAUGCCGCCAACCACCUCCACGUCAACAUGGUGCAACAGGAGUGCUUCAGCCAGGAUCCAGGGGAAGCCCUUUGUCGCGCCUUCAGAGUCACCGACGAACGCUUCAUCCGGAAAGCUAAGCUGGAGAACCUGCGCUGCGGCACCACGGGAGUGGUGACCUUCCUGAGGGGGCGGACCCUGUACGUGGCCUGGCUGGGGGACUCUCAGGUCAUGCUGGUCAAGAAGGGCCAGGCCGUGGAACUGAUGAAGCCUCAUAAGCCUGACAGAGAGGAUGAGAAGCAGCGUAUUGAAGCUCUGGGAGGUUGUGUCAUCUGGUUCGGCACAUGGAGGGUUAAUGGCAGCCUGUCCGUAUCCAGAGCCAUAGGCGACAAUGAGCACAAGCCCUACAUCUCUGGCGAUGCCGACCACCACAUAGUCACAUUGGACGGCACAGAGGACUACCUGAUCUUGGCCUGCGACGGCUUCUACGACACAGUCAGUCCUGAUGAGGCGGUGCGUGUGGUCAGCGACCACCUGACGGAGAACAGUGGCGACAGCACCAUGGUGGCCCACAAGCUGGUGGCCUCGGCCCGCGAUGCUGGCUCCAGCGACAACAUCUCCGUCAUUGUGGUCUUCCUUAGAGACCUCCGCGCGCCCCCCCCGGGAGAGGAGGAGGGGGCAGGGGAGGAAAUAGAGGAUGAGGAGGUGGAGGAGGAAGGGCAAGGGGAGAUGGCAUGCCAGGACGGGGGCACCGCGGAUGUUGGGGGGAAGAGUCACUGUUUCCUGCAGCAGUGCUCGGCUCCAGCCGACCUGGGCUAUGAAGACCGCAUGGACUCAUUGACGGACAGAACCAGCCUAGGCUUGCUGGGGCCCACGCUGGGAGAGGAGGGUCCGAUCAGGCUCCCCCUUGCCAGCUCACACCCGUCCCCGUCCUUAGGCCUCACCCAGAACCUCAUGCCUGCCGAGGGCCAUGGCGCGGCCUGGUUGCCCUGUCUAGAAGAGGGGCUAAAGGGCUCCAGGCACAAGCACCGGCCUAAACUCCGAGUCCCUACCUGCCAAGAUCCCAGCUCAGAUGGACAAUGGCCCCUGGCGGCCGCCCUGUUUGGCUACGCGGGGAGGCACACCCGGAGGAUGGAGUGCGUGAGCCCCAGAUGGGGGUGGUGGUCCCAGGAUUGGGGCCGAGCGCCCAGGGAGCUCCCCGGCCUGCUGCACUCCACCCGUAGUGUGCCCUACCCCCAGCGCUGCCCUGAGAGAAGGCCUGGGGUGGCCCUCCCCCACCUACCCAACGGCAGCAGAGUCUGAUGAUGUGACAUAAUCUCCACUAGCUCCUCUCUCUCCUGCCCCUUCCUUUAUCUGACUACAGUCAUUCAUUCAUCCAUCCAUCAUAAACUCCCCAUCCAGGACACUGGCACCACCCCGUCCGUCCGUCCGUCCAUUCAUCUCUACAAGCACCUACCCCUCCCCAUAGCCACACAGCCCCAUUCAGGAGGCCGGACAUAACAAUUUACUGCUCCUGGCCCAUAUUGCAAACACAUACUGUACUGUACUCAGAUUCAUAAUGGAAUACACAUUAUCCACUCACUCCAUCUCCAUAAAUGGGAGUAGUUAAUACAGGAUUAUAAGAUUAGUGGUCACUUACCUGAAUAAAUCCAACAUGUAUAGACCGAUAUGUAUUCCAGAUGGGGUUACAAUAGAGGAUAAUGGCAUCUAAAAGGGGAUAUUAUUAAGAAAUGAUAUUCUAUUUAUAAUGUUGGGGAUGACAUCAUGCAAGAGCAGACAUUAAUCAGUCUGUGCUAUGCCUGUCAAAUUGAUGGUUACAUAACACUAAACACAAGAUGUGUUCUCAUUGACGAGAAGUCUUUCCCAACAGGUUGGGUGUGAGUAAGUUCCCUAUCAGGCAUUGCAAGACUUACUGGGCCAGAAUAGUUAAGAUAAAGCAGCAGAACAUAUGCCUUCAAUAUCUGUCACUUAAGACCAUUUCCUGAAAAAGAAAAAUGGAUGGGAAUUUUGACCCUCAGUCAAAAAAGUCCCUUCUAAACUUCCCAUUACAAUGCGGACCCAUGUGUGUCAUAUCACUUACAUGGGCUACUUAACCAAUCACUAUACUGCUUUACAAUUUCACUAACAACAAUAGAGCAUAAGCAUGAUGUCAAAGUCUUCAUCUCUGGUUUGACAAAUAUAUAAAUUAAUCUUAAUCUCAUUAUCCUUUCAAAUGUAAAUGGUAUUUUUUCAGAAACUCCAUAGUUUCAGCAGGUAGCCUAGUGGUUAGAGCAUUGGACUAGUAACCAGAAGUGUUGCUAGAAUGAAUCCCUGAGCUGACAAGGUAAACAUCUGUUCUGCCCCUGAACAAGGCAGUUAACCAACUGUUCCUAGGCCGUCAUUGUAAAUAAUAAUGUGUUCUUAACUGACUUGCCUAGUUAAAUAAAAGUUUAUAAAAAUAAACUAGUAAAUGCUAUCUAGCAAUGACUAGGUUCUAUAAAAUGUGCCUCCACUCUCCUGGCCCAGGCAACCACCAUUCAAAAUUUAUCAAAGAAGGUUAAUUCUCACUGUUGGAAAACCCCAUCUUUAUACCCUUAAGAAAACAGGAAUUGUUUGUGCCAUUCCUGAAAUGUUCAACUUUUACUAACAAACACAUUGUGCCAUUUCCAUACUUUUGUUUAAAAACCUCACCCGCUCCCGCUCCAGUCUCAUUGAGUUCCCAGGGGCAGGAGACAAGGGCACAGGAAACAAGUGACCAAACCACCUCAGUGACCCACAGUCACACGGAGAAACACCCCCAGCCAGUCAGUCAGUUCCCAAUCACUGUCAUUGCUUACUGCUCCUCUGAAACAACUAGUCGUCGGUCGCCUGCUGGCCUACCCACUGAAAAGCAUGGUGGUCAUUUACAGAAGACCAUUUGGACAGUCACCAUUAAGCAUCUCCAGAGAGCAGAAUGUAUUCCAGUUGUAGAAUGUACAUGGAGCCCUCCCGGGACCUUCAUAGAUGGCCCAAUAGGACUGAGACAGUAGUGGUGUUCUGGACUUGUAGCGACGCUCCCUGUGUGGAUGUAAGAAAAUCAUUUCUGGAUGCAGUACACCUGGAAGACAAUAUUCUGGAGGUGUUUUGUUGAUCGUGGGAGAGGAAAUAAUCUAUAAUUGAUCAGCUUACCACCGUAUCCUCACAAAGCUGAGCAUUCUAUCCUGGUGUUCCACUCUGAAGGAGCAGGAUGUGAAUAAGCGGACUGCCUUUCGGGUUAAAAGAUGCCCAUGCUUCUGCAUCUUUCUCUUUGUGUAACCAACACCUGCAUUUCGACUCUCGGAACAGCGGACCACACUAAUUGCCAUUUUCUGACCAAUUAUGAAAGACAACCAUAAAGUUGAAUAUAUAAAGGUAGUUAUCAAAUGCCCUGAGUCUCCCCUACCUCAGCCCCACCCCCAGCCCCACUCACAUCACCUGCUUUUUUGGAGCUUUCUGCUUCUUUUUGAGAGCAAAAAAAGGUGCACAUCUUUCCCAUCCUAAACAUUCCUCACACGGGGCACCAAUUGCUUAUUGAAAUAGUAGUACAUUCAUAUUAUGUACAUGUAAGUAUGAAUGUGUUCAGGCGUGUGGGUACGUGUUGAGAGUAUGCAUGCGGUCUGUCUUAUACGUCUGCUAUAUAAAAUCACCAAUAUUCUGUGUUGAUAUCAAGCUUCACAGCCCCCAGCAAUGUACUGUACUGUUCAUGUGACACCUUUGGAAGGAGAGUCGUAUAUACGUUAGCAGUGCUUGAGUGACAAGGGAACAUGGGAAUUUAAAUGCUCCUCAAGGACCAUCCACUGAAAUGUCAAAAUGGUCACCCCCUCACAGUCUUUGAUAGCUUCAGUCAUUUGUAAGACGCUGAUACCUUAUCCAAGCCAUAAACAGAAAAUCGAACUCUAUAGUUCUUCAGCUAAACUUGCUGGCUCGCUUAACCCACAGUUCUUCUCUUUCUCACCCACUGCUGCGGUACAAAGGACACCCCCAUGCCAGUAUGACACUUUCCCUGAUGAUAGUAAAAGACCACACAGUUCAGGUCUCUUCCGCUCUCUCCCCUUCCCUUUCCUAUGUCACUCAAUUGCUCUCAUGACUCUGCACUGUGUCCACGAAAUGCUUUGUUCCUGUAAGCAAUAAUGAAUCUUUAUGAGUCGCGCUUGGAAAGGCUCCCUCAGAGGGUUUGUCUUCACUGAGAAAGGCAGAGCUAGAGCCAGAUCAAACUAACAGCCACCCUCCUAAACUCUAACCAGUGCUCACAUUGACAUGAGCACCCACCACUUUACUUCUGCUCAAUGGGAGUAUGGGACACAAUCUAUGAUGUACCCCUUGGACAGUUGUCGCUGUACACUAAUAUGUUUGGUGGCUUAAUUGAAUUAGUCCCAAUGAGAAACACAACAAAGGGCUCUAUUCAAUCUGUAUAACUGAAAUGUUACAGAUCGCACAAUAGAAAUGUAAAGGUGAUUUCCGAUUGAGCCGAAACAAAUGCAUUGUUUACUGUGAAUGCAGUUUCCACUAACAUGGGAACAUUGUCUUUAAAUUUCAAUAACGCUGUAACGCAAUACCUCUGUGAUAUGGAUUGAAUCCAGCCCAGUGUCUCUAAGCUUGGCCAGCCUCCUCUCACAGGGCGGUUCAAACUCUGUACACCAGGCAUCCCUGAAGACAAACCCAUGACCAGCUGUUCCCCAACCUGCAGGUUAGGUAAACCAGUAAAAAGUUUCAGUAUCUGUAUUUUCUGUGUUCUUCUCGUAAUAUAAACAUGUGUGUGUAUCUGAACUGGUGACUAGUAUAAUGUAUAAAGAUUAAACCAAG